AUGAAAGAAGCUGAUUCAAAUGUUAAGAGUAGGGUUAAUAUAGCUACCAGCAACAUGAGGUAUGUUGUUGAUUGGACCAAACAUGUCACAGAAACUGAUGGGGCAACAAUAGAGCAUGAGAUUGAUGCAUAUCUGAAAGAUCCUUUGUUAGCCAUUAAGGAUCAGAAAGGUGAUGACCUUGCUGCUGAGGAUGUGAUAGAGAGAUACAAAUCCUUUGAUAUAUUGCAAUGGUGGAAAAAUGCAGCCUCCCGAUAUCCAAUUCUCUCUGCACUUGCUAAAGAUAUUUUUGCUAUUCAAGUAUCAACUGUGGCUUCUGAGAGUGCUUUUAGCACAGAAGGGAGAGUCAUUGAUUCAUUUAGGAGUUCAUUAACUCAUAAAUCUGUGGAGGCCUUGAUUUGCAUGCAAAAUUGGCUUAGAGGAGAUGACAUAGUCAUGGACUUUGAGAAUGAACCUUCAGCUCAAGAGUUAGAAUUCUAUGAAAAUAUUGAGACAGAGCUAUACAAUGUAAAAAUGAUUGUUGGGGAUAAAGUGGUUGAUGUGGAAAGUUUAGAAGAUGAAGAUGCUGGUUAUGAUGACUGGAAUUAG
This is a messenger RNA of Striga hermonthica, 585 nucleotides long. NCBI's taxonomy places the organism in Eukaryota, Viridiplantae, Streptophyta, Magnoliopsida, Lamiales, Orobanchaceae. The record is from the annotation of a GenBank genome assembly.